Messenger RNA from Moesziomyces antarcticus, 345 nucleotides. RefSeq lists its product as uncharacterized. The transcript is spliced from 2 exons. The record is from RefSeq and is a predicted model, not a curated record. Bases 1 to 345 code for a protein of 114 amino acids. Lineage: Eukaryota; Fungi; Basidiomycota; Ustilaginomycetes; Ustilaginales; Ustilaginaceae.
AUGCAUCGGCGAUCGAGCAGCGUCGGUGCUUUUGCCGUCGAGGCGCAUUUCGAGCUCGCCACUCUCAACUGCCGCACCGCUACUGCAUGCUGCAACGGCGACCCACUCGCAGCAACUCCCGAAAGCGCAACGAUUUUGUCGCCACUCGCAGCAGCAGCAGAAGCUCACGCGCCGUUGCGCCCAGCUGCGUCGGGCUCGGUGCGCGAUGCAGCCCAGCGGCAGCCGAAAGCACAGCAGAAGCUUAAAGCACAGCAGCAGCAUCAGCAGCAGCAGCAGCAGCAGCCGCAGAAUACGAUUUCCACACCCUCCAAAAGGCGUGGCUUUUCGGGCGGCCCGCGCGACUGA